AGCAUUUUAUAUGUAUUUUGACGCUAAAGCUGUUGAAAAAGAGCAUUCUGAAAGAGGCAAUAUUGUUCCAGCAAUAAGCGAAGAAGAGUUAAGAGAGAAUAGAGAAGACUCUAAGAAUUUUUAUGAUUCUCAAGAAGAGAACAGAAGGAGUAUUCCUAGUACAGAAGAGAUUUCUGCUGAAAACAUGGAGGAAGAAGCUCAGUCUACAGAAGUCAUAUCAUCAGAUGCAAGAAAUGACACAAACAGAUCUAAAAGCCUUCCUUUGAGGAAAGAUGACUAUUUUGGUCCAUCUUCCAACGAUACCGAAUAAGCGAUGUCGGCUAUCUCCCCUAUUCUUACUUCUAAACCCAGCCUCUUUAGACCCUGUUUCUCUGUUAACCUAUUCAUCAUCCAAACUCAGCAAGGAGAUUCCUCCUUGCUGAAUCAUGAUGAAAACAAGCAGAAUAUCAGGACUCUAAAAGCUGGAACACAGAAGAGAGUUUAAUAGGAAGAGAGUGAGUUUGAGUGCAUUUUAAGAGUCCAAGAGGUGGAGUUAGGGAUCUAUGCACUCAAACAAUCUCUAUCGACUUUCAGUCGUAAUCUUUUUAUUGAUAAGAAGUAUC
This is a messenger RNA of Moneuplotes crassus, 602 nucleotides long. The record is from the annotation of a GenBank genome assembly. Lineage: Eukaryota; Ciliophora; Spirotrichea; Euplotida; Euplotidae.